GGAGGGGUUUGGAACGUCGCUUGUUCUCCCUCCUGUAACCGUCACUGGAGGCGGUUGGUUCUCGUGGCCGUUGUAGCUUCCUUCGUCCGUCCCAGGCGAGACGUCUCGCUGCUCGGCGGAGACCUUCGGGCUCAACUACACGGGGAGGCGGCUGCGGCCAGGGUUGUUUGAAAAAUGCCCAGGAGAAAGUUUGCCGACGAAGAAGUUGUAAUGGGCCGGUGGCCUGGAAGUGUCCUGUAUUAUGAAGUACAAGUAACUAGCUAUGAUGACCGCACUCAUCUUUAUACCGUGAAAUACAAAGAUGGAACUGAACUUCAGCUGAAAGAAAGUGAUAUGAGGUCGGUGUCAUCUUUUCGAUUUAGAAAAAACAGCUCUUCCUCAGGUUCUCCAUCGAGACGCAGCGGUAGCAGAUCUAGAUCAGGCUCUAGAUCUCGUUCACCUGGUCGGCCAGCAAAACACAGACGUCGUUCUUCCUCUCAAAGCAGAGAGCCAAAAAAUGAAAAAAAUAUGAUUGGGGAACCUAAUUUGAUUCCUUUGAAACUACAUGAAAACAAUACCAACCGAUAUAAUGGGGAACCAGAUAUCACAGAAGUGAAUUCUUCUUCUCAAAGCAUUUUAGAGCGCCAAAGAAUUGAGUCAGAGCGAGCGAGAGAGCGCAUUCUGGAACGUUACAGCUUGCAUCCAAGAAAGGAGGAGAAGAGAACCGAAGAGAAGUAUUCAGAAGAGAGAAUUUUUGAGACACCAAAAACUGUUGGAAAAGUAUGCCUGAAGACAAAGGAACUAGAGUUUGGAGGAAAAAUUGGUGCCUUCUUCAUGAUAUUUCUCCUUCCUGGAACUGUAUUUUACUUGCUGUUAAUGUGCACACAGAAAGACCCUAGUGUUAUGAAUUUUCCUCCUCCUUUCCCAACUUUUGAAAGUUUAUGGGAGACAAGAGUUUUUGGCGUCUUUCUUCUUUGGUUCUUUCUCCAAGCCCUGUUUUACUUACUGCCCAUAGGAAAGGUUGUAGAAGGCACACCCCUUUUGAAUGGAAUUAAACUAGGGUACAGGCUAAAUGGAUUCUAUGCUUUUAUACUAACAGCUGCAGCUGUAGGAAUAUCUCUGUAUUUUGAAGUGGAGCUUUACUAUCUCUAUGACCAUUUCCUACAGUUUGCUGUCAGUGCUACAGUUUUUUCUGUAGUCUUCAGCAUUUAUCUCUAUGCACGUUCCCUGAAAGCAUCUGAGCAAGAAUUAUCAGCUGGGGGAAAUUCUGGGAACAUAAUUUAUGAUUUUUUAAUGGGACGUGAAUUAAAUCCUCGCAUUGGAAAUUUCGACCUGAAAUAUUUCUGUGAAUUGCGGCCGGGAUUAAUUGGCUGGGUUGUUAUUAACUUGGCAAUGCUCUUGACUGAGAUGAAAGUACAACAUCUGAAUUUGCCCUCUCUGUCGAUGAUUUUAGUUAAUAGUUUCCAGCUCCUCUAUGUCGUGGAUGGUCUUUGGAAUGAGGAAGCCAUUUUGACAACUAUGGACAUCAUCCAUGAAGGGUUUGGCUUUAUGCUAGUAUUUGGAGACUUGGUGUGGGUUCCCUUUCUUUACAGCUUACAAGCUUUCUAUUUAGUGAAUCAUCCUAAUGAGAUUUCUUGGCCUAUAGCUUCUGCAAUUGUGGCUUUGAAUAUACUUGGACAUUUCAUUUUCCGCAGUUCCAAUUCACAAAAAAACCUAUUCCGAAGAAAUCCAAAGGAUUCAAAAGUUGCUCAUUUGAAAGUUAUUCCUACUGCAACAGGAAAAAACCUUCUGGUCUCUGGCUGGUGGGGCUUAGUGCGUCAUCCUAACUAUUUAGGAGAUCUCAUCAUGGCUCUGGCUUGGUCCCUACCUUGUGGGUUCAAUCACAUUUUACCAUAUUUCUAUGUCAUAUAUUUUACUGUUUUGCUUAUUCAUCGAGAAGCCCGUGAUGAACAUCUGUGUAAGAAAAAAUAUGGCUUAGCAUGGGAAAAAUACUGUCAUCGUGUGCCAUAUCGCAUAUUUCCAUACAUCUAUUGAGCCUCUUCAGAUUGGUGAAUUAUACACAGCUUCCGCAGUUAAAUUUUCUUUGCCAUAAACAACAUACCUCAUACCGUUGCACUUGGUAUAUAUGUUAAUU
Messenger RNA from Elgaria multicarinata webbii, 2113 nucleotides. RefSeq names its product lamin B receptor (gene LBR). The transcript is spliced from 14 exons. Gene Ontology annotation, biological process: cholesterol biosynthetic process. The record is from RefSeq and is a predicted model, not a curated record. The coding region runs from base 175 to 2013 and encodes 612 amino acids. Gene Ontology annotation, cellular component: nuclear inner membrane. Gene Ontology annotation, molecular function: Delta14-sterol reductase activity. Lineage: Eukaryota; Metazoa; Chordata; Lepidosauria; Squamata; Anguidae.